Messenger RNA from Mus pahari (shrew mouse), 749 nucleotides. RefSeq names its product tubulin polymerization promoting protein family member 2 (gene Tppp2). Gene Ontology annotation, cellular component: microtubule. NCBI's taxonomy places the organism in Eukaryota, Metazoa, Chordata, Mammalia, Rodentia, Muridae. Bases 149 to 661 code for a protein of 170 amino acids. The transcript has 4 exons. The record is from RefSeq and is a predicted model, not a curated record. Gene Ontology annotation, biological process: microtubule bundle formation; positive regulation of protein polymerization; microtubule polymerization. Gene Ontology annotation, molecular function: tubulin binding.
AGUCAUCUGACUCCCACAUAGCUGCACACACUUGUAUACAAAGGCACAGACACCAGCUGGGCUCCCAGCCCCAUUCUCUACUGCCCCUUCCCCCUCCCCUCUCCCCUCUCCCCACACCUCCUUCCUUCCCCUCCCCCAGCAAUUGACCAUGGCCUCAGAAGCAGAAAGAACAUUCCAUCGAUUCGCUGUCUUUGGAGAAUCAUCCAGCAGCGGCAAUGAAAUUACCAACAAGAACUUCUCCAAACUCUGUAAAGACUGUGGUAUCAUGGAUGGCAAAGCAGUGACCUCCACAGAUGUGGACAUUGUGUUCAGCAAAGUGAAGGCCAAAAAUGCCAGAACCAUCAACUUUCACCAGUUUCAAGAGGCAAUGAAGGAGCUGGGCCAAAAGCGCUUCAAGGGGAAGAACCCAGAUGAGGCUUUGCAAGAAGUUUUUAAGCUCAUGGAAGGAAAGGAUCCUGCCACCACCGGUGUCACUAAAGCUACGACGGUGGGUGGAGUAGACCGGCUGACAGACACCAGUAAGUACACCGGAACUCACAAGGAGCGCUUUGAUGAGAGUGGUAAGGGUAAAGGUAUGGAAGGUCGGGAAGAGACUACUGACAACUCAGGCUACGUGAGUGGCUACAAGGGGGCUGGCACCUAUGACAAGAAAAACCAGUAGAGAAGAGCCAUCUUCGCCCGCUAGUUUCCUGACCCCGUGUCUUUAACACCAGGAAAUCUAGGAAAUAAUAAGCAAUGUGUGUGCAGCA